This is a messenger RNA of Triticum turgidum subsp. durum (durum wheat), 1467 nucleotides long. NCBI's taxonomy places the organism in Eukaryota, Viridiplantae, Streptophyta, Magnoliopsida, Poales, Poaceae. The record is from the annotation of a GenBank genome assembly.
AUGACUCGUGGGCGUGGGGUUUCCUCUCUGCUCUUAUGCUGCUUGCUUCUCCUCGCUCCUCACCUCGGCAGCUCCUUCCACACCAGCCACACCCGUGCCGGAAAGCUGCUCGCCGUCCGUUCAGCUGACGGUGCAUCUCCGACGACCUUCUGCUCGGACAUCCCUUCAGGAGAUGGCGGCGGUGGAAUUGCAGGGCGGCUGCCCGUGGUGCAUCGGCAGAACCCGUGCUCUCCUCACGGCGGAGCUAAGAGACAAGGCAAGCCCUCAGAGUCAGAGUCCGCGGCCGACGUCCUCCGCCGCGACGCCCUGGGCCUCCGCUCGCUCUACGGGGACUCCGGCUCGGCGUCGGACGUGACGAUCCCCAGCACCGGCAGCCCUCUCGUGGCUUACCCGGGCGCGUCCGAGUACCACGUCGUCGUCGGCUACGGCACGCCGCUGCAGAGGCUGGCCGUCGGGUUCGACACGGCCAGCACCGGAGUCUCCCUGCUCGCAUGCAAGCCGUGCGCCGCCGACGGGGCGCCGUGCGACAAGGCGUUCGACCAGUCCCGGUCGUCCACGCUCGCCCAAAUCCCCUGCAACUCGCUGGACUGCCCGCUCAGCGCUUGCUCCGGGCCCAGCUGCACCUUCUCCGUCAGCAAGAACGACACCGUGGUGCUCAACGGCACGGUCGUCACGGACACGCUCGCGCUCUCCGGGUCGACCACCAUGCAGGGCUUCAGGUUCGCGUGCCUGGAGACGGGCUACGCCGGAAGCUCCAGAACUGUGGACGACACCCCCUCCGGCGUCCUCGACCUCAGCCGGGACGUCCACUCCCUGGCGUCGCGGGCGCCUUUCUCCCCGGACACGGUGGCCUUCUCGUACUGCCUGCCGCCGGACACGACCUCCCACGGCUUCCUCUCCAUCGCCGCCGCCCGGCCGGAGCUCUCGGGCCGCUUCGUGUGCUACGCCACCCUGCGGACCAACCCCAACCGCCCCAACCUGUACUUGGUCCAGCUCACCGCGAUAAGCGUCGGCGGGAAGGACAUCCCGGUCCCGGCCGCGGGGCUCGCCGGCGACUCGCUGAUCGCGCUCCGCACCACCUUCACCUACCUGAGGCCGGACGUCUACGCGGCCCUCCGCGACGCGUUCGUCGGGCAGAUGGGCCGGUACCGCCACCGCCGCGCGCCGCCGGUGGGGGAGCUGGACACGUGCUACGACUUCGCCGGCCUGCGCUCGGUUCUGCUGCCGGCGAUCGCGCUCCAGUUCGACGGCGGGGCGAGCAUGUACCUUGACAUCGAGCACGUGUUCUACCUCGAGGAACGCCACAACAUCUUUGCCGUGGCGUGCCUCGCGUUCGCCGCGGCGACAGCCUACCCUGUAGGGUCCGAGGUGCCCGUCGCCGUUAUCGGGACGUUGGCGCAGGCGGCAACCGAGGUGGCGUACGACUUGCACGGCGGGAAGGUCGGGUUCGUCCGCGGCAGCUGCUGA